AUUAUCGUCCUGCGAAAAGAAUAUCCCCACAUUCGAGAAAAUGAUAAAUUAUAACAAGAAUGUGACUAUCAUCGCAAAGAAAAUUCAAUGGGCGAUAUUAAAAUACAUUUUAAGGGAUAUAUGUACAUAAGUGCACGAUACACUCUUACAUACAUAUAUAUAUAUACAUAUAUAAAAUAUAUAUAUAUAUAUAAAAGAAAGACGAGAAGUUUGCGUCAAGUAAGUAUAAUUGAUUAUCAUAAAUAUAAUUGACGAUCAUUCAAUAGAAAUAAUUAUAAGGAAUAUUGAUAUAACCUUCAACGAUGUAAUAUUGAGUAAAAUCGAUAUGGCAAAGCCUUAACCUCGAUCAUAAUUUUAUCGAUAUAAUUAUUCAUAGAUUAAUGUUAGGAGAGAAAGAGAAAGAGAGGAAAAAAAAAGUAAUAAACGAUAGAAUAUAAAAAUCGUGUUAAUAGCGUUUAAAUGAACGUCAUUGUUCCCGCGCUUUGGAUCGCCUUUAAACACGAAAAGAUGCAAUCAUUAGUUUACGAAAAACAACAAAUAUUUUAUUAAAUUCAUUUGCGUUGAAAAAAAAAGUUAGUCGAUCAGAAGGAAGAAUUAUCGACGUAAGAAGUACGGUGAUAGACCGUUAGUAGUCGUUCUUUGCAAAAUUCACGUAGCUCUGACCGAAGUAAAAGGAAGGAGAUUGGACGUUCGUACGUGCGCGCGUCGAUGCGAACGUGUCGAACGGAGGGGAUAAUGACGCAGUCGAUGGCAGCACCGGCGUUUCUGGAAAUGGUAUCCCCGCGCCGGAGAGGAGGAGACAUGUACAAAGACGUAGACACACGUACGUUAACACAGACAUUGCGCAUUCGCUCAUGCCAACAAGCAGUUUUCUUUCGGUAGAGCCGUGAGUAGGAAGGUUAUUCGAUGGACAGUAUAAUAAAAGACUCUCCGAUAUUCGGAACUCUUGUACUAAAAAAAGAGGUUAAAAUAGAUUAAAGAGAAAGGAAAGAAAAAAAUUAACUGCAUUGAUGCUGGAACAGGAGAGAAUUGUUUUCGUUUAUCGAACUCUCGACGGGGAAGGUGUUGAGUAUUUAGGCAUCGCGUUAUGCCGCGAGCUCGACAACGCGUAUCGCGUUGUUACAAUUGGCCAUUCGUAAGGCCAAGUAAGAAGAGUAGUAGUGUAAUAGUAGUAGUAGUAGUAGUAGUAGUGGUGGUGGUGAUAGUAGUAGUAGUAGUAGUAGUAGUAGGAGUAGUAGUAGGAAGAGUAAUAAUAAUAGUAGUCGUAGUAACGGUAGGAGUAGAAGAAAAAGAAGAGGAAGAAGUAACGAAGAAGAGCGAAUAGCCACUAGUGGUGGUGGUGGUGAAGUAGUGGUGAUGCUACUAGAGCUGCUGGAGUUGGUGGUGGCGACGGUGGUGGUGGCGGUGGUGUUCGAUGUAGUGGUGGUGCUGCUGCUGCUGCUGCUGCUGCUGCCGCUGCUGCUACUACGAGGACGCGCGUCGUGCGUCGUCGAGGUGCGGUGGCGAUCGCGGCGGUGGUGGUGUAACGACGACGGCGUGUAUCAAAAAAUUCCUUCUAUUCCUAUUUUCUCUAUCUCUUUUUCUCUUACACUCUUACACUCUUUCCAUCUCUAGUUCUCUCUUUUUCUUUCGGUGAAAGGAGGGGUGAGUGAAUAGGUAGGAAAGGCUACCAAGGUGCUUCGAAGCGCAGUUGCGGCGGCUCAGGAUGCUGCCCGACGGAGCAAGAAGAUGGCCGUGAUCGGCGAGACCAGGUAUUACUCGGCGAUCCGUGCGUGCGCGUACACGAAAUCUUCGUGUCGUAGGGUCCAGAUCGAAAAGGGCUCAUCAUCAUCGUUAUCGCCGUUUUCAUCGUCGGCCUCGUCCUCCUCCUCCUCUUCCUUUUCCUCUUCCUCCUCAUCUUCUUCUUCUUCUUCUUUUUCUUCGGCCUCCUCAACUUUCUUCUCUUCGUCCUUUUUCUCCUUUUCUCCCUCCUCCUCCUCGUCGACGCCGUCGUCGUCGCCGUUGCCGUCGACCCGUCGUUGUCGACAGAGGAGGAAGGGGCAUUCGACGAGCCUGUUGGUCGCGAUGUCGUCCUCUCGUGGCAGUGGACCUGACUCUGGUGAUCUCAGCGACUCGGAGGACUGUUAUGUCGACACGGAUCCUCUGAAGUAUGAACUUCGCAACAUUCAAAGCGUCAUACACGUGACAAGGCAGAACAUUGAUGCUCUCAACAACCGCUUUGCUGGUUUUCAACAUCCACCAUCAAUAUAUCUAAAUGAGUAUCAAGAGCUCACUAGUAAGUUGCACGAUUUGGAGUCCAAGGAACAGAAGCUCAAUGAGUUAUUGAAUGCAGGCAAAACAUCUAUUGGGGUAUCCAUGUCUGAGAAUGAUUCUCGAGACACUAAUGCUAUCAAUAGGUAUCCUAGGACGCUUAUGAAAUCUUUGCUCAGGGCCUAUUUGCCCAACAAACAGCGUACGAGUGUUCAAGUACGCGAAGGACUCUCUUUGAGGGAUGCUUUAGCCAAGGCGAUGAAGUUGAGGAAUCUAACCACAGAAAUGUGUGCCGUCUAUAUACUUGGGGUAGAUAAAUCCAAGUAUUUGACUUCUUGGGAUACAGACAUCUCUUUACUUGACUGCGAUGAGAUAUCAGUUGAGAUUUUGGAUAAGUUUCCUAUAACUACUUCAAUAUCACAUAAUUUUGUGCGAAAGACUUUCUUUUCCUUGGCAUUUUGUGAGUGCUGUAGAAAAUUACUCUUUCAGGGUUUCUAUUGUAGGACAUGCAAUUAUCGCUUUCAUCAGAGGUGUGCUGGCAGUGUACCUGCUCUGUGCCACCAAGUGCGUAUGCAAGAUGCUUAUUAUCAAGCGUUACUGGCACACAAUCCUGAAACAACAGCUGGAAUUUUGCAACUGCCAUCUGGCUAUGGCUUGAGCCGAAGUAUGUCACCUUCUUUAGCACCGUCUAGAAAUCAGAGACAUCCACGUUCCUUAGGACAACAGGAUCGUUCCAGUUCUGCACCGAAUGUUUGUUUCAACAUGGUUAGAUCUGGAGGUGAACCAGCUAAUCUGGAUGAAUAUAGUAGGUCCCAGAGUUUAGGUCGACCUAUAGGUACUACCCAGUGUUCUGUCUCGCCUGGUAGCAGUCCUACUAAGCAUAGUCAAUCGACGCAAGCUAGUCCAACCAGUACUUUGAGACCAAAACGUCCAAGAGCACGAUCGGCCGAUGAAUCUUCGAAAAAUCUUUUAGCUCCAAGAGAGUCUAUAGAAGACUGGGAAAUUCCAGCCGAUGAAAUCUUGGUAGGAGCACGCAUUGGCUCAGGAUCCUUUGGUACUGUUUACAAAGCUCACUGGCAUGGACCUGUAGCAGUGAAAACUUUGAAUGUGAAGAUACCGACCACAGCACAGUUACAAGCAUUUAAAAAUGAAGUGGCUGUUUUAAGAAAGACACGACAUGUAAAUAUUCUGUUAUUUAUGGGAUGCGUUAGUAAACCACAGCUUGCUAUUGUAACGCAAUGGUGUGAAGGUUCAUCUUUAUAUAAACAUCUGCAUGUAUUCGAAUCAAAAUUCGAAUUAUUAACUCUAAUAGAAAUUGGCAGACAAACUGCACAAGGCAUGGAUUAUUUACAUGCUAAGAAUAUUAUCCAUAGAGAUUUAAAGAGCAACAAUAUAUUUCUGCACGAUGACCUUACUGUUAAGAUUGGUGAUUUUGGUCUUGCCACUGCGAAAACAAGAUGGUCAGGAUCUCAACAAUUUCAUCAACCAACUGGAUCUAUUCUUUGGAUGGCACCUGAAGUUAUUAGAAUGCAAGAGGAAAAUCCAUAUAGCUUCCAAUCUGAUGUUUAUGCCUUUGGUGUAGUUUUGUUCGAACUGCUAGCCGGUCAGUUACCUUACUCGAAUAUAAAUAAUAAGGAUCAAAUAUUGUUCAUGGUGGGACGUGGAUAUUUACGUCCUGAUUUGAACAAGUUGCGUUCUGAUACUCCAAAAGCAUUGAAGAGAUUAACAGAAGACUGUAUUAAAUUUUCGAGGGACGAUCGACCAAUAUUCCGGCAGAUCUUAGUAAGCCUGGAGGGUCUUCUGCGUGGUUUACCCAAAAUCACAAGAUCUGCAUCCGAACCAAAUUUAAACAGGACGCAAUUACAGUCUGAUGAUUUUCUGUAUACUUGUGCUUCACCAAAGACUCCGGUGAACUUCCAGUUUGGAGCAUUUCCCUUUUAUCCUACCGGUGGGAACAUAUAGAGAGUAUUGCCCAAAUUAAUAAGCCUGAUGUAAUCGGUAUAUAGAAGGUAUAUGAUAAAACCGAAUAAGAUCAUUAACACUUAGUUAUGAACAAUCCACACGAUUCUUUCCAAUUAUAUAUCUUUAUCAAAUCACAAAUGUUUGCUCAAUGUGAAAGAAGACUGCAUUCUUCGACAUGACAUAAGAAAUAAAAUUAAAAGUAAAAUACAAUCUUUAUCGCAAAUAAGGGAAUAAGAUACGACUAAAUUGUAUAAAUUAAUUGGAUUAAAGAACUUAUGGCGACGUGUCGAGUGUAUGUCAUGGUAAAAACGAAAAAAAAAGAAAAAAAAGAAAAAAAGAUGCAUGUGUAACUUUUACCUUUACACACUACUUAAAGCAAUGGAUUUUUAUUUAUAAUCAGUUAACAAUUAUUCACAUAUAUAUAUAUAUAUGUAUAUAUGUAUAUAUAUAUAUAUACACAUACUCGUAUGUACAUGUAUAUAUAUACGUACCUGCACGUGAGCAUAAUAAUUUGUUGAUUUUGUGAGAUCCUUGUGAAGGAUGUAAAAAAUAAUAUUUAAAAAAAAAAAAAAAACAAACAAAAACAUUUAAAAAAAAAAAACAAAAAAAGAAAUAAAAAAAAAAAUAACGGCA
Molecule: messenger RNA, 4845 nt
Organism: Vespa crabro (European hornet)
Lineage: Eukaryota; Metazoa; Arthropoda; Insecta; Hymenoptera; Vespidae
Gene: Raf
Product: raf homolog serine/threonine-protein kinase Raf
Exons: 1
Coding region: 1729-4212 (827 amino acids)
Biological process (GO): signal transduction; protein phosphorylation
Molecular function (GO): ATP binding; protein kinase activity
Source: RefSeq, a predicted model, not a curated record